Symbiodinium natans is the source of this 372-nucleotide messenger RNA. Lineage: Eukaryota; Dinophyceae; Suessiales; Symbiodiniaceae. The record is from the annotation of a GenBank genome assembly.
AUGCUUGUGGACAGCUCGGAUGGCCUCCUGUCCACUGGGCAGGACCGAAUUGACGAGGACCUGCUGGAGGAGAUCCGCUCCCUCGAGAACCGCCUGAGGGAAGAGAUUGCCUGGGCCCAAGAACACGGCGUCCAGCUGGCGGGGCCUCCUUGUCAGCAAAUAGCCCAAUGUUGUUCAGUCUUCGCUGAAAUCUCGGAGUUGGGUCCAACCGUUAACUGCUUCGCAAGGCCUGAUGUUGUGGAGCCUGCGGCGGCGCAGUCAUUCUCGGGGGCCAUGCAUGCGGAGGAAACCUAUGCGGGCGACCUUCGCGGGACCGACCUCAAAUCGCAGGCGUCCAACAGGGACCACCCACAAGCGAUCCAAACACGCUGA